Messenger RNA from Nycticebus coucang (slow loris), 2658 nucleotides. It is a transcript of the gene TDRD3, whose product is annotated as tudor domain containing 3. The transcript is spliced from 14 exons. The record is from RefSeq and is a predicted model, not a curated record. Gene Ontology annotation, molecular function: protein binding. Lineage: Eukaryota; Metazoa; Chordata; Mammalia; Primates; Lorisidae. Gene Ontology annotation, cellular component: nucleus. Bases 148 to 2382 code for a protein of 744 amino acids.
ACUGAGCAUGCCCAGUUGCAGAGCCGACCAGAGGAGUUUUUUUCUUUUCUUUUCUUUUCUUUUUCUUUUUUUGGGGGGGUAUCAAGUAAGAGGUCUCACCCCCACCUCCACCCCGGCCCCCCACCAACCCCGGCCUGAGCAGCUACCAUGGCCGAGGUCCCCGGCGCGGCGUUGUCCCAGGCGGGUUGGUAUCUUUCAGAUGAAGGCAUUGAAGCUUGCACAAGUUCUCCUGACAAAGUCAGUGUAAAUGACAUCAUCCUGAUUGCUCUCAAUACAGAUCUGAGAACAAUUGGCAAGAAAUUCCUCCCGAGUGACAUCAAUGGUGGAAAGAUAGAAAAGCUUGAAGGUCCAUGUGUUUUGCAAAUUCAAAAAAUUCGCAAUGUUGCUGCACCAAAGGAUAAUGAAGAAUCUCAGGCUGCCCCAAGGAUGCUGCGAUUGCAGAUGACUGAUGGUCAUAUGAGUUGCACCGCAGUGGAAUUUAGUUAUAUGUCAAAAAUAAGUCUGAACACACCACCUGGAACUAAGGUUAAGCUCUCAGGCAUUAUUGAUGUAAAAAAUGGAUUUCUACUCUUGAAUGACUCUAAUACUACAGUUCUUGGCGGUGAAGUGGAACACCUUAUUGAGAAAUGGGAAUUACAGAGAAGCUUAUCAAAACAUAAUAGAAGCAAUAUUGGAACCGAAGGUGGACCACCUCCUUUUGUGCCUUUUGGACAGAAGUGUGUAUCUCAUGUCCAAGUGGAUAGUAGAGAACUUGAUCGGAGAAAAACAUUGCAAGUUACAAUGCCUGUCAAAGCUACAAAUGAUAAUGAUGAAUUUGAAAAGCAAAGGACUGCUGCUAUUGCAGAAGUUGCCAAGAGCAAAGAAGCCAAGACAUUUGGAGGAGGUGGUGGCAGUGCUAGAAGUAAUCUCAAUAUGAGUGCUUCUAGUAACCGAUACAGGGAAGUUUUACCAAAAGAAAAGUCAAUCAAAUCAGAGGCAAAACAUGAAGGUGUUUAUAGAGAACUGGUUGACGAGAAGGCUCUGAAGCAUAUAACAGAAAUGGGCUUCAGUAAGGAAGCUUCAAGGCAAGCUCUUAUGGAUAAUGGCAACAACUUAGAAGCAGCAUUGAAUGUACUUCUUAACAGCAAUAAACAGAAACCUGUUAUGGGUCCACCUCUGAGAGGUAGAGGAAAAGGCAGGGGGCGAAUAAGAUCUGAAGAUGAAGAAGACCUGGGAAAUGGAAGGCCAUCAGCACCAAGUACAUUGUUUGAUUUCUUGGAAUCUAAAAUGGGAAAUUUGAGUAUGGAAGAACCUAAGUCACAGCCUCAGCAGCUUCAUCAGGGACAACAUAGAGUGUCAAAUACAGAUCAAAACGGAGUAAAAGAAAAUAAUCAACCAAGACAUCUUCCUCGAAAUGAUACCAGGCAGCCAAGAAAUGAAAAACCACCUCGUUUUCAAAGAGACCCCCAAAGUUCAAAGUCCAUUUUGGAAGGCAGUGGGUUACCUAGAAAUAGAGGUUCUGAGAGACUGAAUACUUCUUCAGGAUCUGAAGUAUGGGCUGAAGAGAGAGUCAGGUGUGAUAGACCAUACUCUAGAUAUGACAGAACUAAAGAUACUUCUUAUCCUUUAGGUUCUCAGCACAGUGAUGGUGCUUAUAAAAAAAGAGAUAACUCUAUGCAAAGCAGAUCAGGAAAAGGUCCUUGCUAUGCAGAGGCAAAAGAAAAUCCACUUCCUCAAGAAUCCGUAGAUUAUAAUAAUCAAAAACGUGGAAAAAGAGAAAACCAAACAGCUAAUCCUGACCAUUUCUAUGAUAGGAAAUCACGAACAAUCAGUAAUGAAGUUUUCAGUGGUAUAAAAAUUGAAAAACAUUUUAAUGUAAAUACUGAUUACCAGAAUCCUAUUCUGAGUAAUAGUUUCAUUGGUAUUCCAAAUGGAGAGACAGAAAUGCCACUGAGAGGAAAACGAGUAGGACCUAUUAAGCCAGCAGGACCUGUCACAGCUAUACCCUAUGACAAUAAAGUAUUUUAUAAUAGUGGUCCCAAAAGGAGAUCUGGGCCAAUUAAGCCAGAAAAAGUACUAGAAUCAUCUAUUCCUAUGGAGUAUACAAAAAUGUGGAAACCUGGAGAUGAAUGUUUUGCACUUUAUUGGGAAGACAACAAGUUUUACCGAGCAGAAGUUGAAGCUCUCCAUUCCUCAGGCAUGACAGCUGUUGUUAAAUUCAUUGAUUAUGGAAACUAUGAAGAGGUGCUACUAAGCAAUAUCAAGCCCAUUCAAACAGAGGCAUGGGAGGAAGAAGGUACCUACGAUCAGACCCUAGAGUUCCGUAGAGGAGGUGAUGGCCAGCCACGACGAUCCACUCGGCCAACUCAGCAGUUUUACCAACCUCCCCGGGCUCGGAACUAGCAUUAAAAGAGUCUUUGUGAAGAAAGGAGCUGUUGACUGAAAUGUCCUGGUCAAAAUCUGUUGAUAGACUUUACACUCUCCCUUCAGAAUAAGCAGCAGUCAUGGUGGAUAUUAGUAUAUGAAGAAAGAAAAAGCAGAUGUCAGGUGGAAAAAAAUUCAGCCACAUAAAGAAUGGGAAAAAAUAUUGAAUUAAAUAAAGGAAAUACCUUUUACAAAUGGAAGAAUUUUUUCUUCUGCCAUAAAUAAAACCAUUGUGCUAUUAUAUACAUUGUUUUA